AUGCGGUGCCACAAGUUUUGGGGCGCAUGGUCCUUUGGGUUUUACGUUUGGACGGCGAUGCUUUUCAGAGAAACCCUGCAGGGGGAACACCAGCGGAGGCUGUACAAAGAGCUGCUGGCUAACUACAACAGACUGGAGAGACCUGUGGUGAACGACUCAGCGGCCAUCUUGGUGGAGCUGGGCCUCACUCUGCUGCAGAUCAUAGACGUGGACGAGAAGAACCAAGUGCUGAUGACCAAUGCCUGGCUGCAGCUGUACUGGACAGAUAUCUACCUGAGCUGGAAUCCAGAAAAAUACCCAGGUGUCCAGAACCUGCGUUUCCCUUCAGACCAGAUCUGGACCCCUGACAUCCUCCUCUACAACAGUGCGGAUGAGCGGUUCGACGCCACCUUCCACACCAACGUAUUGGUCAAUGCCUCAGGUUACUGCCAGUACAUCCCUCCUGGCAUCUUAAAGAGCACCUGCUACAUCGACGUGCGUUGGUUCCCUUUCGACGUUCAGAAGUGUGACUUGAAGUUUGGCUCCUGGACGCACAACGGUUGGCUGCUGGACCUCCAGAUGCUGGACGUGGACACGUCCACAUACAUACCCAACGGAGAGUGGGACCUAGUGGGUGUGCCAGCAAAACGUAAUGAGCUUUACUACGACUGCUGCAAGGAGCCCUACCCUGAUGUAACGUUUACAGUCACCAUGCGCCGCAGGACUUUAUAUUAUGGACUCAAUCUGCUUAUUCCCUGUGUGCUGAUCUCGGGCUUGGCCCUGCUGGUUUUCCUGCUGCCUGCAGACUCUGGGGAGAAGAUUUCUCUGGGUAUCACGGUGCUGCUCUCGCUGACUGUUUUCAUGCUUCUCGUCGCAGAGAUCAUGCCGGCUACGUCCGACUCCGUUCCUCUGAUCGCUCAGUACUUUGCCAGCACCAUGAUGAUUGUGGGAAUGUCAGUGGUGGUGACUGUUAUCGUCCUGCAGUUUCACCAUCAUGACCCUCAUGGAGGAAAGAUGCCCAAAUGGGUUCGGGUGGUUCUGUUAAACUGGUGCGCCUGGUUUCUUCGUAUGAAACAACCUGGAGAUGAGCGCAAGCGACCCAAUUACAAGUACCGGCACUCCUCCCAGCACCACUCCAGCACCAGCUCCAUAGAGAUGAGCGCAGUACCGAGCCUCAGCGUUCCCCUCUCACAGACAUCCUGCCCCCCGUGCCCCACCGGCACCUCCAACGGUUCAAUGAACCUCUACUUUGGAAAUUACCACCACAUAGAGGGCCCACACUGCCCACCCUCCAGCGACUCCGGGGUAGCGUUGGGUGGGCGUGCCUACGGCACUCCCAGUGACGAGGCUGAGCCACCUGGAGGAGUUGGCAGCAGCGUUGGAGGCCUCGGGAUGGGGGUUGGUAUUCCCCCACCAGAGAUCCAACAUAUCCUGGAGGAGGUGUCCUACAUAGCCCAGCGGUUCCGUGAACAGGACCGGGUAGCGGCCGUCUGCAGCGAGUGGAAGUUUGCAGCAGCGGUGGUGGACAGGCUGUGCCUGGUGGCCUUCUCUCUGUUCUCUAUCAUUUGCACCUUCACCAUUCUCAUGUCAGCGCCCAACUUCAUAGAGGCUGUUUCCAAGGACUUUACAUAG
Limanda limanda (common dab) is the source of this 1611-nucleotide messenger RNA. RefSeq names its product neuronal acetylcholine receptor subunit alpha-7-like. Lineage: Eukaryota; Metazoa; Chordata; Actinopteri; Pleuronectiformes; Pleuronectidae. Gene Ontology annotation, biological process: regulation of membrane potential; chemical synaptic transmission; nervous system process. The transcript has 9 exons. Gene Ontology annotation, molecular function: transmembrane signaling receptor activity; acetylcholine-gated monoatomic cation-selective channel activity. Gene Ontology annotation, cellular component: neuron projection; postsynaptic membrane; synapse. Bases 1 to 1611 code for a protein of 536 amino acids. The record is from RefSeq and is a predicted model, not a curated record.